This is a messenger RNA of Phytophthora infestans T30-4, 864 nucleotides long. Its product is annotated as endonuclease III, HhH-GPD superfamily base excision DNA repair, putative. The transcript is spliced from 2 exons. Gene Ontology annotation, molecular function: 4 iron, 4 sulfur cluster binding; oxidized pyrimidine nucleobase lesion DNA N-glycosylase activity; DNA-(apurinic or apyrimidinic site) endonuclease activity. NCBI's taxonomy places the organism in Eukaryota, Oomycota, Peronosporomycetes, Peronosporales, Peronosporaceae. Gene Ontology annotation, biological process: base-excision repair, AP site formation; nucleotide-excision repair; base-excision repair. The record is from RefSeq and is a predicted model, not a curated record. Gene Ontology annotation, cellular component: nucleus. Bases 1 to 864 code for a protein of 287 amino acids.
AUGGGGACGUCUGAGACGACUGGCGGAAAUCCGUUCACACGCUUCGCGUUCGCUUCGGCCCGUACACAGAGCAGCAGCAGCCAUGCGGACGUAAAGGUGGAGUCCGAUAGGCGACUGGAUCUGUUGCUGGAGCUCUAUGAAGCUCGAAAGAUCAUGGAGACGUCGAUCGACAAGUUCGGGACGCAAGUCUGCGUAGCUCCUGGCGUGACCUACGCCAAGGUCGAGCGUUUCCAGCUGUUAGUGGCGGCGCUUUUGAGCUCUCAGACGCAAGAUCCAAUCACUUACGCUGCGAUGCAACGCCUGCAUCAACUCGGAGAGAGCGAAGAAGGACUCACUAUUGAGGUGGUGCAAUCCGUAAGCGAGGAGAAGCUGAGCGAAGCACUGAAACCCGUGGGAUUUUACCACCGCAAGGCGCACCAGCUCAAGCGUGUGGCUGCCAUCCUGCGCACUCGAUUCCACGGAGACAUUCCUCGCUCACUUGAUGAGCUGCUUCAGUUACCAGGUAUUGGACCCAAGAUCGGUCGAGUCAUCACGUUGCUUGCAUGGGGUCAAGUGGACGGCAUCGUGGUGGACACACACGUGCAUCGUCUCGCUCAACGACUAGGCUGGUCAUCGACGACAACUCCUGAAGAUACGAGAAAGGAGCUGGAAGAUUGGAUCCCAAAAGAACACUGGGGCAAGCUCUCCCUCGUAGUCGUGGGCUUUGGCCAGACCGUGUGCACAGCGAAACAUCCGUCCUGCUCCAAGUGUCCAUUAGCUACAAAAUGCCCCAGCGCCUUCAAGGUAGUCGCGUCAAACAGCAAGAAGAGGACCUCGCAAACGAACAAGAAGCACCAAGUUACAGACAAGAAGUCCAGCACGUGA